Messenger RNA from Panicum hallii, 1505 nucleotides. Its product is annotated as transcription factor PCF2-like. Gene Ontology annotation, molecular function: sequence-specific DNA binding; DNA-binding transcription factor activity. The record is from RefSeq and is a predicted model, not a curated record. NCBI's taxonomy places the organism in Eukaryota, Viridiplantae, Streptophyta, Magnoliopsida, Poales, Poaceae. The transcript has a single exon. Bases 130 to 1227 code for a protein of 365 amino acids. Gene Ontology annotation, cellular component: nucleus.
GCAGGCAGCGAGCCAAGUAAACCGUCCGAGGCGAGCCCCACCUCCGCGUUCACACGCUGGGAGGGGAGGCAGGGACGAGCGAGCGAGUACAAGGGCAAUCCAAUCCCACCCCUCGUUUCGAUUCGCGCCAUGGAGGCGCAGGCGCAGCACAGGGCGGAGGAGGGCGAGGCCGCCGCGCGGCAGCACGCAGUGGGGGCGGGGGGCGUGACGGCGGCGGCGGGGGUGGCGAUGGGCGCGAUCCCCAUGCACGGGUUCAUGGUCCCGAAGCCGGAGCCGGUGGAGUACUUCGGCGGGAUGGCGGUGGUGCGCAGCAAGCCGCCGCCGCGGAACCGCGACCGCCACACCAAGGUGGAGGGCCGCGGGCGGCGGAUCCGCAUGCCGGCGGCGUGCGCGGCCAGGAUCUUCCAGCUCACGCGGGAGCUAGGGCACAAGUCGGACGGCGAGACCAUCCGGUGGCUGCUGCAGCAGUCGGAGCCCGCCAUCAUCGCCGCCACCGGCACCGGCACGGUCCCGGCGAUCGCGACCACCGUCGACGGCGUCCUCCGCAUCCCCACGCAGUCCUCCUCCUCCUCCAGCCCCUCGUCCCUCGCCAUGGUCGCCGACGGCGAGGAGUCCUCCGCCAAGCGCCGCCGGAAGCUGCAGCCCACGCGCGCCGCGGCGGGCGCGUCCCCGCUCGCCACCGCGGCGCCCGCGGCCUACUACCCGGUCAUCGCCGACCCGCUCCUGCAGGGCACCGGCGGGGCGGCCAUCUCCGUCCCGAGCGGCCUCGCCCCCAUCACCACUGGGCCCGGCGCGCCCCAGGGGCUCGUCCCGGUCUUCGCGGUCCCGGCCGCCGGCAGCCCCGGCGGCGGCGCCAACCGCAUGAUCCCGCAGGCCACCGCGGUGUGGAUGGUCCCGCAGCCCGGCGCCGCGGCGGGGGGCGCGGCCGCGCAGCCCACGCAGUUCUGGGCCAUCCAGUCCGCGCCGCAGCUCAUCAACCUCGGCGGCGCGCAGACCGCCGUGUUCCCGACGGCGGUGAACGUCGCCGACUUCCAGCACCAGCAGCAGCAAGCCUCCACCAUGUCGCACAGCAGCAACUCGGCGGAGCAGCACCAGCUGCACCUGCAGCACCCGGGGUCCGGGCCCCACGAGCAGCGGCGCGGCGGCCGGAGCGACGUGGACCACCCGGAGGAGGACGAGGACGACGACGACGAGGAGCCGGUGUCCGACUCCAGCCCGGAGGAGUAGCGCGCGGCCGCCGCACGCCCGGAAAGUCCAACCCACAAAGCUUUGGUUCCUUUCCCUCUAAUUUAAUUAAUCUUUUGCCCCCUUUCGCAAUCCUCCUCCUUAUGAUGAACUAGUAAUUACGCGAUGCUCAGGCAGCCGUGUGUGCGUGCGCGCUUUCCGUCUUAGGCUCAGGCUCAGUGACCCAGUGUUAGUGGUAGGAGCAGAAGAAGAUGAAGAAGCAUGUAAUGCAAAUGGAAUUAGCAGCUGAUUUGUUCACUUAAUUAACGAUCCUUUCCUAA